UUCGCACGACGCACAACGUACGCGACGUCGGACGUGCGUGAGAGCGAAGCUCUCGUCACGGUUUUUCGCGCGGCACUCGUUGCCAUUCAUGAUCGCGCGCGCGAUCACACACGUUUCGUUAAAAUGUGACCAGGCGAUUCUGUCAAUUUCGCGACGCUUUCACGGCGCAUCUUUCCUCACUUGCGUUGCGACCUUCGUUUCUCGCGAAAACGAAGAAGUUUUGUACUUCACGAGUCAAGUUUUGUACUUCACGAGAAACUACGUACGCUGACGGCGAAUAUAAUUUGAUUCCCGUAAGAAACUGAAGAUACUUCAUUCCAGUUUCAAAUGGAGAACCAAGGUUACGCGGAGGAAGAGCAAUCACGUACAGCAGAAAAGCAAUCCACAUUCGAGUCUUCGAGCAAUCUUCGGCAGCUUCAUGAAAACGCCAUCGAUUCUUUCAUCACAAAAACCGCGACGUAUCACGAGAAUCACGUAUACGAGGACAUUUUUACUAGCAAUACGGAAAAUCCUUCUAAAUUUUGCAAGCAAACAUCUUCCCCUGACGAGAUUCAGAACAUCUGCGAAAUUCAAGAUCGUCGAACGGCCGACUUCACCAAGCAAGCUUGGGUCAGCGAAACAUCGUCGAUCGCGUCUCCCGUGAUCGAGAAGUCUUUCCAACAGAGCUCGUUAUCCUCCUCGGCUAGAAUUAGCGCGAAUCACGACAGUUCUUCGUCGUGGAAAGUGUCCAGAACGAGCGAGGAUGACAUCGAAGAGUCCUGCAGAAAUCCUUGCGAUCUUUCAAGGGUCCUCCACGGGAACGUCGAAGAGGCACUAUCCUCGUCGCCUCGGCUAAACGAGAAUUCAUUACGAGACGCAACGAGUCUAUCCAGGCCGAAUCGCAGACGCAGGAAGAAAGAUUGCAAGCACUGCAGGAGCAAAUUGGCUGGUGCGAAUUCCAGUAAGAAACUGGACGAACUAGCUGGCAGCAAAGACGCGAUCCUUAAGGAGAACGGGAACAACAAUCGUCAGGAUAAAGAUUCAGAUCCAACGUCUAACCUCUUGUUCCGUGAUUCGAUCCUGAAGUCGCAGAACAUCAAGAUCUACCCGAUCUUGAACAGGGCGAGUCUUCGGGAUCUCGAUACUAAAAGAACCCGCUCGUUUCCCAUGUCCGAGAAUGGGCUGCGUCCAAUGGCGGAUAAUGCGACCAACCUUCUGGCGAACACCCGAAACGACAAGAUACUAGACUACAUGAUGGAAAGUAACCAGAACAAGCAGGAAAUGUCGAGGAACGGAACCGAUAUGAGAGUUAAUUCGAUUUACUCGCAGAAUCGUUGGUAUGGCAAGGAUACGCCAAUCUUUUAUACCGACCAUAAGGAUCAAAAUCCUUUUCAGAAGACCUAUUCCUUGCCGGUACGAAUGCACAGCCCGAUCUCUCAGAAUCGCGUUAAUUUACGUCGAAGCGUCAGAAACGAUCCGCCACCGCAUCCGGCGCGUCUGGACAAGCAUUGCCGUGGUUGGACGUUACACUUGGCUCGUCCCCUCAAGGCAUCUGGCUGCUCCUGCUCGCUCGUACCUCUGCUGAUUAUCAUAUUAAUCCUACUAGGAGUUGCAGGAAUCGCAUUAUACAUUGUUUUCGAGCCAGAAAAACUCCAAAUCAUUCAGCAGUAUUUGAAAUCGUCGACCGACAAGUUAACGAGACAGAACAUUACGUCCGGCGAGUCACUCACGCCCGUAAUUUCGAACAACGUGCCGAAUUUGGUAAACACGACGACCACUUUGGCGAUGAUGAAGACGAGUGCCGACGCGUUUCCGAUGAGCGCGCUUUUAAACGGCGACUCGUCACUUCCGAAGAUUUCUUUGCCGUCGACAGAUGCGGAAACGGAAGAUGCGAGUCAGAACGCGACCAGACAUUGCGACAGUUGCUUCAAAGGUGAAGUAUGCAUCGCCCUUGUUAACGAGGAAGUGCCGAUAUGCAGAAGCCCUUACGAUCCCGAAGAUCCUACCGGAUGCGCCGGUUUCUGUGCCAUCAAUAAGGAGAAAUGCCAUCGUCUCGAUGUGGACGCCUUCAGGUGCGUAAAGAUAGAACAUUACUGCCUGGAAAACGAGUGGACGUGCUCUAACACUUUAUGUAUCCCCAUGAACAAGCAUUGCGAUGGUCACAUGAACUGCUACGAUCAUUCGGACGAAUACGAUUGCAUCUGCAACUUGGAGACACAUUUUCAAUGCGGUAACGAAACUUCCUGCCUUCCGUUGGAAAGAAGAUGUGACGGAAAGAUAGAUUGCUGGGACGCAACAGACGAAAUUAAUUGCACGUUAGCUUGCCCUACGGAGAACGAAUUUACUUGUAACAACGGGGAAUGCAUAUUAAAAGUUCGCUUCUGUGAUGGUUUAGCAGAUUGUAGCGAUGAAUCGGAUGAACCUCACGGCUGCCAAGGAAAAUGCAAUAAACACGAAUUUACAUGCCAAAACGGUAGAUGUAUUACGAAAGGGAUGAAAUGUAACGGAGUGGACGACUGUGGAGAUGGCACAGACGAGAGACAUUGUAAAAAUAGAUUUAUCUAAUACAA
Messenger RNA from Dinoponera quadriceps, 2549 nucleotides. RefSeq lists its product as uncharacterized. The transcript is spliced from 8 exons. Gene Ontology annotation, cellular component: plasma membrane. Gene Ontology annotation, molecular function: protein binding. Lineage: Eukaryota; Metazoa; Arthropoda; Insecta; Hymenoptera; Formicidae. The record is from RefSeq and is a predicted model, not a curated record. The coding region runs from base 328 to 2544 and encodes 738 amino acids.